Messenger RNA from Fundulus heteroclitus (mummichog), 1966 nucleotides. Its product is annotated as cholesterol side-chain cleavage enzyme, mitochondrial. Gene Ontology annotation, biological process: glucocorticoid biosynthetic process; cholesterol metabolic process; cortisol metabolic process. The record is from RefSeq and is marked provisional. Gene Ontology annotation, cellular component: mitochondrial inner membrane. Gene Ontology annotation, molecular function: iron ion binding; heme binding; oxidoreductase activity, acting on paired donors, with incorporation or reduction of molecular oxygen. NCBI's taxonomy places the organism in Eukaryota, Metazoa, Chordata, Actinopteri, Cyprinodontiformes, Fundulidae.
CUCCUGCAGCCUUCUUUUGAGAGGGAGGCAGGAAGAGAGCCCAAGUAGCUGCUGAAAGCAGACCGGAGUGAGCGUUUAGCGCUUGUUUUCUUGUUGCUGUUGCUGAGAUGGCCCGGUUGAGUAUGUGGCGGAGCCCAGGGACGCUGGCCCUGUCCUGGAUGGAGGAGCAGGUCGCCUCAGGCGUGCGCAGCAGCAGCAGCAUGCCGGCGAUCCGGCAGGCGUAUCCGGAGAGCGGCGGCAGCAGCAGCAGCAGCAUCGUCCGGCCGUUCGCUGAGAUUCCUGGACUCUGGAAGAACGGGGUGGUCAACUUGUACAACUUCUGGAAACUGGAUGGGUUCAAAAACCUCCACCGUAUCAUGCUGCAGAACUUUAACACGUUCGGACCCAUUUACAGAGAGAAAAUAGGCUAUUAUGAAAGUGUAAAUAUCAUCAAACCAGAGGAUGCCGCAAUUCUCUUCAAGGCAGAGGGUCAAUAUCCCAAAAGGCUGCAGGUUGAAGCGUGGACGUCAUACAGAGACUACAGGAACCGCAAAUACGGGGUUCUCCUCAAGAACGGCGAAGACUGGAGAUCCAACCGCGUGAUUCUGAACAAGGAGGUGAUUUCCCUGAAGAUGCUGGAAAACUUUGUGCCGCUGCUGGACGACGUGGGCCAGGAUUUCGUGACCAGAGUCCACAAGAAGAUCAAGCGAAGUGGACAGAACAAAUGGACCACAGACCUGUCUCAAGAGCUGUUUAAAUACGCUCUAGAGUCGGUGGGCUCAGUGCUGUACGGGGAGCGGCUGGGCCUGAUGCUGGAUUACAUCGACCCUGAAGCGCAGCGCUUUAUAGACUGCAUCACGCUCAUGUUUAAGACCACCUCACCCAUGCUGUACAUACCUCCUGCCCUGCUGAGGCAGGUAGGAGCGAAGGUGUGGCGGGACCAUGUGGAGGCUUGGGAUGGGAUAUUUAACCAAGCUGACCGCUGCAUCCAGAACAUCUACAGGCAGCUGCGUCAGGAAACGGGAACGUCCAAAGAAUACCCCGGAGUCUUGGCCAGCCUGCUCCUCUUGGACAAGCUGUCCAUUGAAGACAUCAAGGCCAGUGUGACUGAGCUAAUGGCUGGAGGAGUAGACACUACUUCUAUAACGCUCCUGUGGACGCUGUAUGAAUUAGCCAGACACCCGAGCCUCCAGGAGGAGCUGAGGGCCGAGGUUGCCGCAGCGCGGGCUGCAAGCCAGGGGGACAUGCUGGACAUGCUGAAGAGGAUCCCUUUGGUCAAAGGCGCUCUUAAAGAAACGCUGAGGUUGCAUCCAGUUGCAGUGAGCUUGCAAAGAUAUAUCGCCGAGGACAUAAUUAUUCAAAACUACCACAUCCCCGCUGGGACUUUGGUCCAGUUAGGACUUUACGCAAUGGGCCGAGACCCCAAGGUGUUUUUCCGUCCGGAGCAGUACCUGCCGUCUCGCUGGCUGAGGACGGAGACGCAGUACUUCAGAAGCCUGGGCUUCGGCUUCGGUCCCCGUCAGUGUCUGGGACGCAGGAUAGCCGAGACGGAGAUGCAGAUCUUCCUCAUCCACAUGCUUGAAAACUUCCGAAUUGAGAAGCAGCGUAACGUGGAAGUGCAGAGCACGUUUGAGCUGAUUCUCUUGCCCGAUAAACCUAUAAUAUUAACUCUGAAACCUCUGCAAGGCAGUCAGUAGCAGCAUUUAGGAAAUUUCUGUCACACGGUAAGCUGUGCUCUGUUCUACAGCCCUUUUUUAAGGUCUUUGAAAUGUUUGGCAGGAUAAACAUCUUGGAUUUUUUUUUUACGGAAAACCUAAAAAUGUUACCUCAGUAGUUCAGUAACUAUAUUUGCUGUACAUUGCUCAGUAGGUCAUUUGAUUUAACGACGCAAUGUUAGACCGUGUGUGCAAAAAUUGGAAUCCAUGUCAUUACUGUAAUGUAUUUAUAUAUGUAUCUGUAUAAACCCAUGAAGAAUAAACAACAAAAC